AGUCUUCGGAAUUGCCUCACCACGUCAGUUUCACAGCCGUCUCUGCCGAGUGUGGUAGCAUAUUUAUGAAUUGAGAGUAGUGUGUGGUGGCUACCAAAGUUGUUACACAUAGAAAUCAAUCAAACGUAAAAACUAGUAAAGGUUUAACUUGAAUUAUUGCAAGAUUUGACCCAGAUGGUAGGAUUAUACGGACCACAAUCAUCGAUUAAUGGAUAUCAGUGUUUGAUGAAAUUAACCACAUCGCAACAGUGUUCAUAGAAGAAGAAGAAAAAAAUCUUCACAUAAGGUGUGUGUGCUGUUAUUGGUUUGAGAAUAAAAAGAAGCUGUAAUUUUGUGUUAUUGCUGUAGGGAAAAAAAUUUUCUUACUCCAAGUAUAAAAUCUUGACAUUGACGAUUAACUUUGUGGUACCCAGACAAGAAUAUUGUACAAUGUUUUUUACCGAAAUCCCGCAAAAGAAACUAGGAAAAAUAACAAGGAAUUGGGAACAAAAACGGGUUUAACCACUCUUGCAUACGUAAUCAAAGAGAAAACAAUCCGUCUUUGGGUAUUACGUUGGCCGAAAGUUCAGUUGCUCGUCAAGACGCUGAGCGCAACAAUAGAAAACACAUAGGCCAUACACACGAGUAGGGAGAAAAUGACACAACACUUAACUUGCUUUCGCAGUCCUAAGGCGGUAUCAUAUUAAAAUCAUCUCCCAUGCCAAAGGAAUAAGAAGACUGUGCAGGAAGUGCAAAAGACAUUUUGAGUGAAAAUACACUUGAGCGUUAACACCAUCAGUCAAUGUGCAUUGUUUCCACGAGGCGAGAUUUGCGGAUGCUGUAAAAUGAUUUGGAUGAAAUUUGCAGCAACAAUUGUACUCUCGUGCCUCUUGGGAGCCACGAGGGGGCAAUAUGCGCAAGACUUUGAAAUGGAAAGUAAGCACGAUGUGUGCAAAGUUAAGUGUGAUUGCUAUACUGAAGUGGAUAAGAAUGUUCUUGAAUGCCCAAAAGAGGAUUCCCGAAUCCGCGUAAGCUACUCGCGCUACAAACAGCCCAUUAAUCGAACGUACAUCGAUAUAAGUUGCUUUGUGGACGAUGAAGAGUACAGGAAUCUACCAAAUGUAACAAUUGACAAUAUUAACAUUGUCAAGAUUAGCAGUUGCGAAUUACCACGAAGUGCAUCAAUUAUGACUGUACUCAAUCGUCUUGGGGUACACAAUGUUGUGACGCUCUUCAUAAAUAAUGCCCGAAAGGAGUUCCGCAAUAAACUCAUACGGCAACACCUGACUGGAUUGAGCAAUCUCACGCGCCUCACAAUAAGUUCCAGCUACAUUACGGAGAUCCCUGAAGAUUUCUUCGAGGAUGUCCCCAACAUAACGUGGUUGAGUUUGAAAAUGAACAAAAUAACCACCAUAAAGAAUGUCUUCAGUAAACUCAAGAAUCUCGAUACACUCGAAUUGGGUGAAAAUAAUUUGCAUUCAAUCGAAGAUGGGACAUUCGAGAAUAACUCCCGCCUCCGCAUACUAACUCUGUGGACGAAUAACAUUCAGAAUCUCACAAAGAAUGCAUUUCGUGGAAUUGAAUCUCUUCGUAUUCUCGAUUUGACCAACAAUCAAAUUGAAACAUUUGAACCCGAUGUUUUUGACCUCUUGCCAAAUCUCUCGGAAAUUUAUCUGAAUAAGAAUAACUUCCGUGAACUCCCAAGUGGUUUAUUUAAGAACAAUAAAAAGUUAAAAGAUUUCGUGCUACUGUACAAUCAGAGAUCCCUCAAGAACCUCCCAAGUGGUUUCUUUGCCAAUCUCAAUGAACUCAAUCGUGUCUAUAUGAGAUGUGAUUUAGAAACAUUACCCAGUGAUUUGUUUAGUGGUUCCGAAAAUUUGCAACAUAUUGAUUUGUCAAACAAUAAAUUAGUGUCUGUGCCAAAGGAAAUGCUGGCGGGUCAGAAGAAUCUCAAAACACUCCAUUUGAGUUUCAACAAAUUGACCAAAUUGGAAGAUGGAUUGUUUGAUGGUGCAACAGCCCUCACUGAACUCUAUCUCAACAACAACAACCUUACGCAGCUACCCAGGCACAUUUUCAAUUCUCUCUCCAAUCUUGAGACAUUGUACCUCAACAAUAAUAACCUGAUGACAAUCCCAAUGGAUACAUUUGGCAAUGCAAGAUCCCUCAAAGUCAUCGAUAUGUCACACAAUGUGCUAACAUUCAUGGAGAAUCAACACGAACCCUUCCAGCUUAGUUCACCAUUUCAGAUACAGACAAACCUUCAUCAUCUCAAUCUAAGUCACAAUCAUAUCGAGAAAGUCUUCCCCGAUUGGAUGUUCAAUCUAAUUAAGCUGGAGCAUCUGGAUUUGAGCUAUAACAACAUUAAUUUUAUCACAACCAAUGAUUUGCAAUUUUUAUCGCGGAAAAUUCAGGUGUACUUAACACACAAUCAAAUUACGGAAAUUUUCUUCAAAGAUAUCGAAGCAAUGGCCAGUGAUCACAAUUUAUCGGAUAACAUUGAGGUACCUGUACUGUAUUUGGAUGGGAAUCCUGUGGUAUGCGACUGUCUACUGACGGAAUUUGUGCGUUUGGUGAAGAAUCAAUUGAGUAGCGAUGUGAAGAAACUGAUUAAAAUUGAUCCUGGCAAGCUAACUUGUAGUGCACCACCGGAACAUGCGGGAAAACUAGUGGCUUCUGUUGAUCCGCACGAUCUAUACUGUGACUUUGACACAGAUAGCAGUAAGAUCAAGAAAUGCCCAAUUGGUUGCAAAUGUCAGCUACGUCGAACGGAUUAUGCACUCGUUGUUAACUGCUCCAAUGCUGAACUUACAACUGUCCCAGUUCUCCCCAAUCCACAGACCUCAUCUCUAAACUUCACCAUUCUCUACUUGGAAAACAACUACCUUACACACCUGCCCAAAAAUACAGAUCUUGGCUACGAUCGAGUACGUUUCCUCUAUGCAAAGAGCAACAAUAUAACAAAUAUUGCACCUGAAAACCUUCCAUCUCAGCUGGAAUUGCUUGAUUUACGAAAUAACAACAUGAUCCACAUAAAUGAAACAGUUCUCAGUGCAUUCAACGACACCAACACCCUCAAAAAUAUUUCACUGAGCAACAAUCCAUGGAAAUGUAAUUGCGAAGCAUUGAGCUUCAUGAUUUAUAUCCAGAGCCAAUUUAAGAAAGUGAAUGACUAUGAUAAUCUUGAGUGCUCAGAUGGGCAGAGGAUUAAUAAAAUGGUGCCCGGGGAUAUUUGCACAGAUGAUGUUCAAACGAUUGUGGCACUAAGCAUCACACUUGCCCUACUUGGUAUUCUCAUUGGCAUACUAGCUGCACUGUACUACAAAUAUCAGCAGGAAAUUAAAAUAUGGAUGUAUUGGCACAAUAUUUGCCCUUUCAUCUUCAACAGCGACACAUUGGAUGCAAACAAGAAAUACGAUGCAUUCAUCUCGUAUUCACACAAAGAUGAAGAUUUUGUUGCUGAUACACUUGUGCCAGAAUUGGAAUUUCGCCGGAAGUUCAAUUUAUGCAUCCAUAGACGUGAUUGGACAGUUGGAGAUUUUAUUCCUGAUCAGAUAAUCCGCUCCGUAGCUGAUUCUCGUCGUACAAUAAUCGUACUCAGUCCCAACUAUGUGGAAUCCGUAUGGGGCACCAUGGAGUUCAGAGCGGCGCAUCAUACAGCAGUGAAAGAGAAUGUUUCACGUGUCAUUGUGAUCAUAUAUGGCGACGUGAAUACACAGAAUAUGGAUUCAGAGCUCAAGAGCUAUAUCGACAUGAAUACAUACAUCAAAUGGGGGGAUCCGUGGUUUUGGGAGCGUCUCCACUAUGCCCUGAGGACAAUUAAGACUGGCAAAAAGGGAGCAGGUGCAUUCUUCAAGACAUCGUCAAAGAGUACGGUAGACGAUAAAUUAGAACUAAUUCAUCCAUCACCAAUGACACCACCACAUGCAACAUCACCUGUCGACAGCCCAAAGCUCAAUGGGUCAAUAUCUUAUGCGCGCAAUGGGAAGUUACCCAAUGGUGGACUCAAUGGACACGUAAAUGGUGCAUUUAUCAUCAAUACAAACUCCAAACAGAGCGAUGUUUGAUUGUUUAGUAUCGAUGACCAACCCUAUGAUAGCAUUUCUUCAGAAUAUACUCUCGAUGUUUGAGUAAAUUAAAUUUUAUCCAAACGUGAAUGGUUUUAAAAAAAAAUUGCAUUCAUAUUGCUAUUCACAAUAUUAUAAAUAAUAAUAUAAUACAGAGGACGAAACAUAAUUAAAUGUGAUAUUGAUAUUUUCUUCUCUCUCGGCAAUUUUAAUGCUAUAAAUUCUCGAGCUUUUACCCUUCAAUUACGAAUACUUUUUUUUAAAUCAUUUUAUUCUAAACAAUAUCCAUUAUAUACCUACAUAUACUAUAAUAAUUAUAGUUCCGCGUGUUAAGAGAUUCUCCCUCCCUCCAUCUUACUCCUUUAUAUUUAUAAAUAUUAUAAAAAUAAAUAUACUUUGUUAGAUAAUAAGUAUGUAUAUGGCAAAACGUAAACGUUUAUAUUGCAAAAAAAGAAUAAAGCCUACCUACAUAAAUUGUAGUUAAAUUAAAAAUAUAUAUAAAAGAAAAUAAUUAGUUAAGAAUGUCUUUUAGAUAGAAAGAUUCAUUAUUACCUGAUGAAUAUUAAUUAGAAACAUAAGAAAUUAUAACUUAUAUGACUGAUUCACAUUGAUGCUCAGAAAUAAAUGAUUAUAUAGAUUAGACAUUUAUCGGCGAAAGACAAAGAUAGAUGUAAUUGCAACUUUUGCUUUCCCUACAAAUCACCGACCUACAAUUUGCAAAACCAACAACAUUAUCUCCUUUCAAUGCUAUUUUUAUAUAUUAUUUUUUUCAUUAUCACCUAUUUUUGAGUUUACUUGAAAUGAUUGUGAAAAAAAAUGGAAUAAUUUUUUAUACGUAAAAUGUAUUGUAAGAAAAGUGAGCAAAAUAAAAAAAAUGUUGCCAAGAUAAA
Lutzomyia longipalpis is the source of this 4936-nucleotide messenger RNA. It is a transcript of the gene Tl, whose product is annotated as protein toll. Bases 825 to 4046 code for a protein of 1073 amino acids. The transcript has 5 exons. NCBI's taxonomy places the organism in Eukaryota, Metazoa, Arthropoda, Insecta, Diptera, Psychodidae. Gene Ontology annotation, molecular function: protein binding. The record is from RefSeq and is a predicted model, not a curated record. Gene Ontology annotation, biological process: signal transduction.